AGUGCAUAAUGCUAAAGAAAACCCAGUAAAGUUGAACAAAAAUACAAACACCAAAGAAAUCUAAAAUGCCAGAAAAAAUAUGUUAAAAAAAUCUCAGAAAAAAAUCUGAAAAAUCAAAAAUAAAAUUUCCAAAGCAAAGAAAAAACUUGUUUAACCCGAAAAAAAUCAACAAAUUCUGUAUAGAUUAAAAAAUAACAAAACUAACCAAAAGUAAAGUGUUUCCCCUUACAAAAAAAAAAAAAAAAGAAAUGCCCAAACUGUGUCUAUAGUUCAACUCCAAUGUGCUGUUAACGAAUCGUGUCAUAUAUUUGUUGUGGAUUUCUAUACCUAAACAAACAUUCAUUCAUCUUUAACUCGAGCAACAACACCAAAAGAACAUUUAACUUCGUCUCACCACAAACAACACAGCUCAUAUGGAUAUCUUGAACACCAUAUUUAAUGCAAAAGUAACAAUACAAUGCUAACAAAGGAUAUGUUGGAAUGACAAUGAACAUAGAAAAAAAAAAGAAAUAAACUAUCAAACCCUCACACCAUGGAAUAGAGACGAACUAAACAUAUGAGACUCAUAUCUUGAAGAUAGCAGCAAUAACAGCAAGAGAAAGAAAAGACUAUGAAAGCAAAAACUAUAGAAAUGUAUUUGUGUUGGACUUGUUAAGAACGCAAUCACCAGGAAUAAAUUCUACUCGAAAAGGUCCUUAGAUUGCUGCACCACACACACACACGCACAUACAGAUGGUCCAAAGUUAGAUAAAAGUGAGCAGGGUGCAGAGAAAACAACAGCCAGGAUUCCUGCCAUAAGGGACACCAUUUGUAAACAAUCAAUAUAAAGUGCAGAGAGCUAAUGCAUUUCCAAACGAUAUGUCCUUUUUCACCAUUACCGUUACCGUUACCAUGGACAAACGCAACAUUGGCAACAGCUACAGCAGCAGCAACAGCCUGAACGGAAGUCCUAAUAAAUAUCGCAUGUAGUUUGUGCAACAUGUGCAAAAGGUGUCAUAGCGUGAAGCAUAAAAAUUCAUAUGACCAAUUCCGACAGCAACACAGUAAUAAUAAGAACAACAGAAAAACAACCAAACUCUUAAAAACAUACCAACUCAGCAAGGCAAAUAGAAAGAGAUUGCUCACACCCAUACACACACGCAUCCACUCAAAUAUUGAUUUUGCAACAUCCGGUUGUUAUAAGAAAUAUUAGCAACAUACAAAACGUGUGUUUGCAACAAAUCCAGUACACCCUGACAGUAAUGUUUCAGCACAUUGUCAUCAGUGAAACAGUUGGUGGAAGCAGGAGCAACAGCAGCCGAACUCUAAGGGACCCUCUGGCCAUGGGCUGGGGGCAAAGCUGAAAACAAUAUUGACAACGCCAUAACAAUUUCGAAUUGGUUGUCUAAAGCUGUGAUAGCUGGCAUUCAUUGCAUUGUCACAGGAGUUUAUAAGGCCAACAAAUUGCAAACAGGACAAACAGGACGAAAAACAAAAGAAAACAGGACAAAAACGAAACAAGACAGCAACAAAUGUACCAAAUGUGAAGAGAGAGAGAGGGAGAGAAGUUGCAAAAGAAUUAAAAGUCUGACAAUAAACAUGGAAAAUCUAUGAAAAUAUUGCCAAGUAUUAAAAAUCGAAAAAAAUUUGGCAUACCAACAAAGGACACUUUUGCCCCAACUUACCAUACCUAGCCCACGAAACCCCAAGUGGGAUCCGGAAGUAUAAAUUAUAUAUCCUUGACAGGCCAUCAUUUUUGGCACAUUUUUGUUUUGUUGUUGCUGGCUUAAACAUACCAUCAGGUGGGGCCAUCCUAGCACUAGCACUUCAUACAAAACGUUCAAAUAAAUCCUGGUGCGUGUUUGUGUUGAAAUCGAUAUAUUGUUCAUACGAAAUCAGGCAACAGCUGCGAGGGAGGUGCAAUACCAAGCUACAAAUAACAUUCUCCCCAUACCAUAACAAUUUGGGGGCUUCAUCAGCCAACGGCCCUUCGGGUGUGUAAACGUGCACUGUACUGCUCUGUUAUUUUUGGUGUUUUUUUUCGCGGGCUUUGGUUUUUCAAGUGGAAUUUUGGAUGCUGUGCUUUCAACAUUUUUGUUUCAACACCUUGGCAUAUUGCCUGGCGGAUCUCUUGACAGCCGCUUGAAAAUCUUCCACACACCAGCACCGAAAUCAGAUUCUUUGUUUGUUAGCAAUUUUCAUUGCAAAGCCUGUUGGUAUUGCUGUAGCAGCAUAGCAAAAAAAACCAAAAAACCAGCUCACAUCUUGUUAAGAACGUAGCCCGCUACAAAUACAUCACUUGCCACACAGCUACAAGCAACCUAUAGUACAGUGGUCGGUCAGCCAUACUCCUGGUUUUAUCAUCAUCUUCAUCGUCAUUGUGCGCCUCGGCCAACACACACACACACACACCACAUUCGAACGCGCUCCCUUAAAACUCCCCCAAAAAGGUUUUUCUUUUUACUAAAUGCUUUAAACUAUAGUUUCGCUUCACCGGUCUCAGGAUUCAUACGAAUGUUAUCAGUAUGAAAGUGAAUUGUGUUGCAAUUUGCUUGUCAGUUGCUUUAACGCUCAAUAUCUCAUUGAUGUUUAUUACACUCCAUCUGCCCAACGCCUUGGCAGAUGAUUGGUCACAGUCUUGUGCCUCAAAUUGUACCUGCAAAUGGACCAAUGGCAAAAAGUCAGCCAUCUGCAGUUCGCUGCAGUUGACCACCAUACCGACCACGCUGAGCACCGAACUACAAGUGUUGGUGCUCAAUGAUAAUCACAUACCAUAUCUGAAUCGUGAGGAGUUCACCAAUCUGAACUUGCUCAAUUUGCAGCGAAUCUAUUUGAAAAAGUCCGAGGUGCAAUAUGUCCACAAGGAGGCGUUUAAGGAUCUCAAGAUAUUGGUGGAAAUUGAUUUGUCCGAUAACAAAAUCGAAAUGUUGGACAAAGAUACAUUCAUGGGCAAUGAUCGUCUGAGAAUAUUGUAUUUGUUUGGCAAUCCCAUAAAGAAAUUGGUGGCCUAUCAAUUUCCUAUAUUGCCUCAUUUGAGAACAUUGGAUCUGAGGGAUUGCCUGAUAAGCUACAUAGAUCCCAUGGCUUUGGCGAAUCUCAAUAUGUUGGAGUUUCUGUAUUUGAAAAAUAAUCUGCUGGAGAGUCUCAGCGAGUAUGUCUUCCAGCAUAUGGGGAGCUUAAAGACGCUGGUCUUGGAUGAGAAUCCCUGGCAAUGCAAUUGCAAGUUGCGCAAAUUCAGAUCGUGGUAUGUCAAUAGCCGUCUGAACAGUGUCAGCUUACUGUGCAAGGGUCCGCCACAACACAAAGAGCACACCUGGGACCAAGUGUCGGAGGAGCAAUUCGGCUGUGGACCCAAAGUGGAGAUAUUCAACAAUGAGGAUGUACAAAACAUAGAGAUUGGCAGCAACACCACCUUCAGCUGCUUGGUCUAUGGGGAUCCCUUGCCCGAAAUAUCCUGGGAGUUGAAUGGCAAGAUAUUGGAUUCGGACAAUGUCAUGUUUGAGGCAGAGAACAUAGCCUCGGAUAAGCUAUGGAAUAACUUGACUGUCUUCAAUAUGACCAGCUUGGAUGCUGGCACUUAUGUCUGCACCGGCACCAAUGUGGUGGGUGUGGCCUCCCAGAAUAUCAGCAUUUAUCUUACGGAAAUUGUGCAGCAUGUUCUGGUCAAGACGCCAGAGACGUUUUGGUAUUUUGGUCUAAUCAUGGGAACCUUUGGAACCGUCUUCCUCUUGAUACUCAUAUCAUUUGUGGUGUGUCUAUGCAAGAGAACCACACGCCAGCGUAGGCAUCCUAGCAAGACGGGCGUCAAGCCCAGCGUCAGCUUCAAUGACCAGGAGAAGAAACUGCUGGAUCUGAGUAUAACCACCACCACCAAUGAUCGGGUGGACAGUUGCCUAGACAACAAUCAUAGCACAGCAACGGCCAUGAGCAAAGCCGAAUCGGUUAUUGGAUUUGAACCCAUCGAAAUACACUCGGUGGAUAAUCAUAGAACAAGUGUUCACAACCAUCAUUCAAUGAUGAUGUCAGGUCAUCAUCAGAUGAGCCAUCAGCAGCAAUUGCAACAGCACCAUGCCCACAUGCCGCCCACAAGUGCAGCAGCCUCCUCCCUAAUGGCCUCCAGCAGGCAGCAGCAAUUGAUGGCUGUUUCCGAUGGAUCCUGCAGUGUGGUGGGCAUACCCACAUCAAUGGCUUCAGCGGUCUCGGCCGGAGGUCACCACCCCAUACCCGAGGAAUUUCCACUCAAUGUGGGUGUUUUUCCACCACCACCUGAGUUCUGCUCCAACAUAGUGCCCAAUCCAGCGUAUGGCAAUAUCUUUAUUAGUGUAUCCGUGACCCAGGAUAUGCUGGAUGGCACCGAUCUCAGCAUGUAUCCCGAUCUGCUGAAUAUACCCAAGAGAAUACAAGACAAUUCGACGGCCACAACGGUCCUCAACAGCAAUGCAAACAACAGUGGCAAUGGCGUGGAAAACGCCAUAUCGCCACCUCCAGCCAAUGCGAAUGCCACCUCUUCCUCGGUGAAUGUCACCUCGUUUGCCACCCUGCCACGCAACAAUCAGCGAAGAGGCAUACUGAAAAAGGACACCUCGCUGCAGCAACAAUUGCCCCAGACAAAUCUCUAUACGCACGAUGAAAUCGUGUCCUAUCACAACUUGGAUACCACCUACAGCCAGGGCUACCAACAGCAUCAGACAGAGCUGAUAGGACUGCCACCGCCUCCACCACCACCUUCGAUCAAAUGCCACCAUGGUCAACAGCAACAGCAGCAGCAGCAGCAGUCAAAUAACGCUACCUCCAAACCUUGUGCCGGCUGUAUGUCUGCCGCUAUGCAAGCUCCUGGAAGUGCCUGUGCCAGCCCGCCCAUUGAUGCCACACCCCUAAGGCCGCUAUGUAAACAACCUGCCGCUGGCCUGGGAUGCCUGAAAUACGACAACAUGGGACGGCGCAUAACGGCCAGCGGUAAUUCCACACUCUCACUGCCCGACGAGGAGCGCUUGGAAAGCGAAACUCUCUUCAAUGAGGGCAGCCCUCGGACAAAGACUCCCGCCUCCAAGAUGAAUCAGGCGAAUCAGCAAAAUUCUAGCAAAACACAAGACUGCCAAACAUCAUCGAAUGCCAAUGCCAGCAUGUCGAACGGAACUCAAAGCAAAAGCUUAACCAAGAACCAGGAUACGGGGAGUGAGUUUGUAUCGCUCUAGUAUUACGGGACCCAAGUGUAAAUAGCGGUAGAAGGUCCACUUCAUCACAAUGCAGUUGAUGUGAUGGAUGAUGAUGGAUGGAUGCAAUGUUAACUUUCAUUGCUGUAGAAAUAGUUUAGUGUAGGAUUAAUGUAGGAUAAUAAAUCAUUAGAUUUAGUUGAAAUAACUUGAAGAAAAUUUAAGAAGAAUGUUUGUUAAAUGUAUAUACAAUUUACAUAAUUCAUAAGUCAAGGGUAUUAAAUGGGGUAGUUUAGAAUGGAUGCAGGAAAUCGUUUAAAGAACCCUACCAACA
Molecule: messenger RNA, 5466 nt
Organism: Stomoxys calcitrans (stable fly)
Lineage: Eukaryota; Metazoa; Arthropoda; Insecta; Diptera; Muscidae
Exons: 4
Coding region: 2505-5174 (889 amino acids)
Molecular function (GO): protein binding
Source: RefSeq, a predicted model, not a curated record